UUGAGGUAUAGCGGGCUUCUGAUCAGUGAUGGCCAUGGGACCUCCCACUUGGUUUCUUUUUCUCUCAAGAAGUAGCCGCCUUUGUCUCUUCUUUACAUCUUUAAAUACCCACUUACCCAGAUGCCUUGAAUCCAUUCCCAUUUACUCCCAUUUCAGUUUUCACUUCAUUACCAACGUUACUAGCGCAGAAGAAGAAGUUUCAGAAAAUGAAUUCAGACACCGAACAAGAAACCAACACUGCCAUGUCUCCCACCAUUCCUCUCCUUACUCCGUACAAGUUGGGCAACUUCAGCCUUUCGCAUAGAGUUGUUCUGGCACCAUUAACUAGGCAGAGAUCAUAUAACAAUGUCCCUCAGCCACAUGCUAUCUUGUAUUACUCUCAGAGAACAACCAAAGGAGGUCUUCUUAUAACUGAAGCCACUGGAGUUUCUGACACUGCUCAAGGGUAUCCUGACACUCCAGGCAUUUGGACCAAAGAACAAGUUGAGGCAUGGAAACCCAUAGUAGAUGCUGUUCAUGCCAAAGGCGGUAUCUUCUUUUGUCAAAUUUGGCAUGUUGGCAGAGUUUCAAAUUCAGGUUUUCAACCAAAUGGACAGGCUCCAAUAUCUUCUACAGACAAGCCUUUGACUCCUCAACUUCGAAGUAAUGGAAUUGAUAUUGCAGAGUUCACACCUCCUAGGCGACUAAGAACAGAUGAAAUUCCUCAAAUUGUGCAUGAUUUUAGAAUGGCUGCAAGGAAUGCCUUGAAUGCUGGUUUUGAUGGAGUCGAGAUCCAUGGGGCUCAUGGCUACCUAAUUGACCAGUUUAUGAAAGAUAAAGUGAAUGAUCGGACUGAUCAAUAUGGUGGGUCUCUAGAGAACCGUUGCCGUUUUGCCUUGGAGGUUGUUGAAGCUGUAGCCAAUGAGAUAGGAGCAGAUAAACUUGGAAUUAGGUUAUCUCCUUUUGCAGACUAUAUGGAAUCAGGGGACUCAAAUCCUAAGGCUCUGGGACUUUACAUGGCUGAAUCCUUGAACAAACUUGGAAUUUUAUACUGCCACAUGGUUGAGCCGAGAAUGAAAACAGCCUGGGAAAAAUCUGACUGUCCAAAUAGUCUUGUGCCCAUGAGAAAGGCUUUCAAAGGUUCUUUUAUUGCUGCUGGAGGUUAUAACAACGAAGAUGGAAACAAAGCUGUGGAAGAAAACCGGGCAGACCUUGUUGCUUUUGGUCGAUUUUUCUUGGCUAAUCCAGAUUUACCAAGGAGAUUUGAGCUUAAUGCUCCUCUCGAAAAGUACAUCAGAGAAACAUUCUACAUAUCAGAUCCUGUGCUCGGCUAUACUGAUUAUCCAUUUCUUGAAGCCACUGCUUAAGUUUCUGGAAGGAGAAUCAGAACCUGUGUUGCAAUCCUAUCAAUAAAUUCUUCCUUUCUGAUAGCUGAUCCAAAAACCUAUGCUAAAGAAGAGAUGAAUGUACUAAUUAGGCUUGCCAUAGCCAUAAAAGCUUGUUUCAUCAAUUACUACUGCGUAUAAUUUAAGUUU
Molecule: messenger RNA, 1514 nt
Organism: Ricinus communis (castor bean)
Lineage: Eukaryota; Viridiplantae; Streptophyta; Magnoliopsida; Malpighiales; Euphorbiaceae
Product: putative 12-oxophytodienoate reductase 11
Exons: 5
Coding region: 207-1346 (379 amino acids)
Molecular function (GO): FMN binding; oxidoreductase activity
Source: RefSeq, a predicted model, not a curated record